Periophthalmus magnuspinnatus is the source of this 1663-nucleotide messenger RNA. Its product is annotated as T-cell surface protein tactile. Lineage: Eukaryota; Metazoa; Chordata; Actinopteri; Gobiiformes; Gobiidae. Gene Ontology annotation, biological process: cell-matrix adhesion; inflammatory response. Bases 32 to 1537 code for a protein of 501 amino acids. The transcript is spliced from 7 exons. The record is from RefSeq and is a predicted model, not a curated record.
UCCUGUGCACGAUUAUGACAAGAACUCAAAAAUGACUCAAAGAAGCACUCUGAAAACAGCUUCUUUUCUGCUACUUCUGGCCUCCAUUACGCAAGGGGAUGUUCCGGUUUUCCAUUAUAAAACUAAAGAGGCAUUGGUGGGUCAGAAUGUCUCUUUACCCUGUUUUUUGGAAAACAUUAGUGGUAUCACAAUUGUGAGCGCUGAAUGGAAGAACAGUUUCUCAAAGUUGGCUCUGUACGUUUCAAAUUAUGGCCACAAGAUGUUUUCACCAAAUGUGACUUUAAAAACUAUUUACAAGGACAACAAUACACUAUUAGGCACUCGUUUAGAACUUCAGAACAUAAGCAAGAAAGAUGCUGGCACCUACACUUGUGACAUUUCAGCCUUUCCAACUGGAUCUCAUCAGGGACAGACUAAGCUGAGCAUCAAAGAUAAAAUUGAGUGUAACAGGAACAGCAGCAUUGAAGUCCAUUUUGGGAAAAAUGUGACCAUUCACUGCCAAGAGUUUAGUAACGUUACAUAUACAUGGACCAAGGAUGAGGUGGUGGUUUCAGACAGCUCAUCUCUGCACCUGCAGUCUGUGUCUGUAGCCAGCGCUGGUCUUUACACACUCACGGUUCACACAGGAAACAGCCUUCUGCAAAAAGCAUUCAACAUCAGUGUAUCCACACAAACCACAUCCUAUUGGGCAGAUGCUUCAACUCUGUCUCCUCACAAUAGCAGUAGCAGCAAUGAAAAUGGGACCACCAGAUAUUCUUCUGUCAUCACCUUUGCAACAGAAAAUACACAAAACACAACAGGCAGCACCAUGUAUAAUACUAGUCUAAGCUACACCCAAUCAGAACCUCAUAAUACAACGUUGAGUUACAAUGGAUCAGAGAGUUUUGCUACUGUGAGCACUGUAAGUCAACAUUUCAACCAAUCAGAGGCCAGCACAGGCUUAAGUCAAUCAGAAACUUACAAUACAACCCUAAGGUAUAAUCAUUCAGAAAGCUUUGAUACUGUGAGCACUGUAAGUCAACAUUUCAACCAUUCAGAAAUAUUCAACAGAAACAUGAGUUACAAUCACACGGUAAAAAUCCACACAACUCAGCCAUAUGUGAAUAAUACAAGUAAUGUUUCAAUAGUUUAUGAUUCUGCUCCAAAUGAGGCAGAGCAUCCUUCAAAAGCAUCCAAGUCCACCACCCCUGCUCCUACCACAUUCUUGGGGACUGCAGGUGCUACAUUGCCUUCCAGACCUGGACAUACUACUUAUACCUCAGAUGUCACGGGCCAACAAGAUCCAGCAGACAGUGAAGGGCGGAGCCAUUUGGUUUUGGCACUGAUUAUCAUUGGAAGCGUUUUACUGAUCAUUGUAGCUCUCAUUAUGUACAGAAGAAGAGUGCUCAAAAAGAGGGAUGAUCUUCCUCCUCCCUUCAAGCCCCCUCCUCCUCCAGUGAAGUACACGGCAGUCAGGAAUCCUCCACAGUUUUUUCCCACUGACAGGUGUAACUCUGUAACAAUGAUCAGCAUGGAGAAGAGACACUCUUUUGUUUAAGAAAUGAUGCAUUAUCACAACCUGAAAAAGAAAAUAAUGGGACAUAUGAUGAAGUUUAGUUAUAGGCUCAAAACCACGCACUGUAACAAUGUGUUCCAAAAUAAACCGCAAGCAAUAUUAUAAGAA